AUCAACUUAUCUUAUCUGCAUCGUUAGUACGAUUAAAUUAGUCAAAGUUGUUGGCAAACCUGGACUCACCUUAGUCGCCUUGUCGUUAAAUCUUAAAUGUUAACUGUGAGGCAGCGGCUUGGCUAAUGGUUAUUUCGCCUGAUAUUGUGAUUUUUAUUUUGUGUUUGUGUUCAUGUGUUUACCGAGAAAGACUGUUGCGCGAAGCACGAUUCGCACGGUUCAACACUUUGAUGGCCAGUUAGAAUUGAGAAUUUAGAUCUAUGUGAACCCUUUUUUUGUCUAUGUUGUCUGUUAUUGAACUAAUAUUUUUUUUUUUGUAUGAGUAGUUAUGUAUGGUGUGUGCACUUUAUUGUUUGUUACAUCGUGUAAUAUUUAAUUUGUUGAUUACAAUAUGGACGUAGCUAGUUUAAUAAACUCUAUUUUAGCUGAUGAUGGCUACAAUGCUUUAUCUGAAGAUACAAAAAGCAAAUUUCAACAGUAUUUGCAUACUCCGCCUGUAAUACUUAAUGAAGCUGGAACAAAUACAUCAAAUGGUUAGUAAUUAAUAUGAUAGUACUUAUAUCUACACAAUUUAAAAAAAAAAAACUUAUGGUUUUUAUACAUUAGGUUCUAGAAACCAGUCAGAAAUUGAUUUUGAUAAGCUUAACAAUAGUACAAGUAUUCGAGAAGCUAAAUUUAUGGAAUUACAAAAAGAAAUUGAUUUAGUUAAUGAUCAAUUUAAAACUGCAUUGAAACAAAAACAUGAAUUAAUGUUACAUAAUGAAACUUUGUUAAAGAAUUUACAUGAAGCUGAAGUGAGGUAAGCUGUAAUUUACUAUGAAAAGAUUUAAUAAGUACGUUCUAUGUACCUAGUUAAAAUACCUAAAUAACUACUAGACAUUAUUUCAGUUCUCAUUAAAAUGUUUAUAAUAAUGAAUUUAUAUUAAUAACUGCAAAUUCUUUAAUUCUCAAAAUUAAAACUUUUAAAAACUUAUUUAAAGUUUGGUUUGACUAAAUGGUACAUUUUUGAUAAAGUAUAACUAUAGUUAUGUAUUCCUAUGAUUUAUAUUGGUUUAAAGUAUUGAGAUUUGUAAAUAAAGAUAAACCAAACAAAUUUCAAAGGAAGUUUUAUUUUUACCCAAAUGCAAAUAAUAUACAAAAUUUCAAGAGAGAACUCAACUAGAUUGUGCAUUUAAAUGAAUAUACUCUACUAUCUGGUCAUCAAAUUCUAUUACUCAAUCACUGGUGUUUAAAUACCUUAGCGAAAAGAUAUGAACUUUGGCUACCCAGUUGCAAUUGUGAAAUGAAGUAAAUUGUGUAGGAUUUAUUUAUGUACACUACUCAUUUUUAUAUUUUCGACUGAUUUUAUUGAUUUUUAUUAAAUAUUUGAUAUAAGUUGGUUAACUCUUUACAUAUUCAUAUAAUUAUCUUAUAAAAUUAUUAUUAUUAUUAUUUUUUUUUUGUGAACAUUGCUAGUCUUUGCAAUAGUUAUUAUUAAAGCCUGGAAGCUAACGACCUAACAAUCUUGAAAAAAUGCAUAAAAUACAUAAAAAUAUACUUAAAUGUUUAUUUUGUUUGAAAAAAAAAAAGUUACAAUGAUUAGCAUUUGAACACAUAUAGAAAUGCACACUCGUACUUCAAAGUCAAACACAAACUAAAUAAUGUAAAAACUGAAAACCCAAAUAAUAGCAAUAUGUACUUGCAAUAAGACAAUAUGUAAUUCGCUGACGUAACCUUACAAAUACAAGGAAGGCUAGAAGUAAUUAGUAUAAGCCAGCGCUGUGACCUACACUCUACAAUAUUGGUCGUUAUUUUUAUGUGUGUAGCUCUUUAUUUUUUAUACAUUUUAUGCCUACAUGCGAGUGCAUAUUAUGCUUUAAGUCGAGGCAGCCAAAGAUGUACCCUGUACAUUCUCAUUUCCUUGAUCCGUUUCAGGCAUGUGUGCUGACGUGACAUAAUCUACAAUUAUAGUUCAGUCCUUAAAACAAAACAAAAUGCAUUUAUAUCUAUAAAAGUAAAAUAAUGUACCAAAAUUGUUAAAAAAAAAAAAUCUAUCAAUCAAUAAAUACUGAAAAAUGGAAAAUUAAAUUUGUAUCAUUGAAUUUUGUAUGACGAGUCAAAUUUCUAUAAAGAGGAUUCGAAUGUAAGCAUUAUAAAAAAAAAAUACUCUUGCAUCAAUUUCUGGACCCUACUUAAUACAAUAAUACAAAAUCAUUCAAAUUCAUGAAAUUGUGUAGUGAAUACUUGAAUACUCUGAUUUAAAUUGAAUGAAAAACUCUGAAAAAAAUUAUUUGGACACAAUAUUAUUUUACAUAAUUAUUUUUGAUAAUACAGAAAAUUUGCUUUCCAUUUGAAAAUUAAUUUUUUUGUUUUAUUGUUACUUUCAAGUUUAAAUACACUUCAGACAGUAAAUCAUUAAGUUCAGUUUAUUUAAUUAGUACUUACACAUUUUUGUCUAAUAUUUUUGAUAUUUAUUAUCCCUUUUUAACUUUGAGUUAGGUAUUGAUGUAAAACUUAGUUACCUAUAUUGUAAUAUUUUCUUUCCAGGGAAAGAAUGGUUAAAAUGGAUGAUGGAAUUUUACAUUUAAAAAUUGAUACCUUAAAUGAGAGUUUAUUCAAGUGCACUAAUAAAUUAUCAAAUCUUCAGUCAAAGUAUCAUAAAGAAAUAAGUGAAUUGAAACCAGAUUUGGAUGAAAAAGAAGCUGAAGUAAAUUAUUAACUUAAUUAUUAAUAUAAAAUUUGUGAUAAAAUAUGGCAGAUUACAUUGUAGAUCUCAGGUUGUUUAUGACACUAUAGUGUAGAUCAAGGGCAGGCAAAUUAUUAUUUUACUAUAAACACAUGUACACAAAACUAUGUAUUUUUUUUUUUAUGACUGAACAACUUUUAUACUUGCCCUGAAGUAUGGACUAUAAAACCUUUUCUGAAAGGUAAUUUUUUCAUUGGUUUAUUAGAUCAUUUUUUGAUUUUCCUAGGGGUUUUUCGAAGUAAUCUGGAAAAACCUGUUACUUUUUAUAUUGUGUUUUUAUUAAAUAAACACAAUUUUUCUACCGUAAAUAUUACUCCAAUAAAAAACUAUUGGUUUUUUUGUUAAAUUUUUAAUCAAGUUUUGAUUUCUUUGUAAUUUUUUUAAUAAUUGAGCAAAAUAAAAAAAAAAAAUAUAGGAAGUACGGAAAAAUGUACAAAAAUAAUUAUAUUAUUUUCAAUUUUUUUUUAAAUUUAAUUUAUCAUAAUCAAGCAAUUUUUACAAAAACUUAUAUUUGCCUUUUCUAGAUGUGGUAAAAUUAUCAAAAAAUUUGAUCUAUUUUUGAGCUAAUUAGAGACAUUUAAAUUUUGCGAGUUUUGUACGUAAUUUUUAUCUGGUAGGUACUCUAUGGAUAAAAUUGUUAGAUUAAACAAAAAUGUUGAAAAUUCAACUAGAGAUUCCUUAAAUAUCGUACUUAGUGGCCAAAAAAAAAUUGCUUUAUGUAGUACUUUUUUUUAUAAAAAAACUUAACUAUCAAUUUUUUAAGAAAAUUAUAAAUAUUAUGGUCUUUUAAAACACGUGUAACUGAACUGCGUUCCGAAUCAUUUUUCGUCAUCAAUAAUUUAUUGUUGGUUACAGGUAUAAAUAAAUUACUAUGUAUCCCAUCUUCCACAAUACCCAUGACCCAUCCACAACAGUGGGUGUACUCCUAGUAUCAGCUCUUUCUUUUCCUUUAUUUAAUUUCAAUUUGAUUUUAAACGUAGGUUCUCAUUUAAAAAACCAAAGUUAGUAUCACCACAGGAUACUCCUUAAAUGUGGAGAAAAAUCUAAGUAGGUAUUUGAUAAUAUCGGCUUUAACUACAUAUAAAAAUUCCAAAAAUCAGAAUUUGUGAAUAUACACAAAACCAAAAAAAUGGGGACUUAUUGAAUGUACUACCCUGUAUUAUGAAUAAUAAAACAAUUUUAGUAUGGAUAAUUUAUGAUUUCCCUUUGGAAAAAUGGAGAAGUCAAGAAAUUUUCAAAUUUAAAAAGAAUGGAAAUUCUGGUUUUUUUUAUUAGAGUAUGGUUUUAGCCAACAAAAGUACAAAGCGCAAUAAAUUUAAAAUCUUUAAUUUAUUUUAAUUUGCAAGACUUAUAUGAAGUUAUGAAAUUACAUUUUUAGAUCUUAAUAGUUUUUUUUUUUUAGUUUACAUUAUUAAUAAGAUUGUAUUUUUAAUGCAUAAGAUUAUAAUUUUGAGAAUAAUGUGAUUUGAGUAAUAUUUCUAAUUCAAAAUGUUGAGAGAGCUAAUUCAAUAUAAUAAUAUAAAGUUUGAGAACUAUAUUUUACACCAGUAAUCAAUUUAUCAAUAAGCCUGUACCUAAUUUUAAUUUUAAAUUUAUAUUUUUAAGAUUUUAAUGUUGAAGAAUGAUGUAAAUUUGUUACAAAUAAAAUUAGAAAAUCAAGAAGGCACUAUAAAUGUAAUGGAACGCACAAUUAAAGAUUUAAACCUUGAACAUGCAAAUGAAAUUGAACAAUUUAAAGAAGAAUUAACAAAUAAUCAAAGUUUAAUGAACCAUUAUAAAGGUACUACUAUUUCUUAAAUUAAUAAUAAGAGAUAUUUUGAAUUAAUAUUACAUUUAUUGCAGAUUGUUUUGAAACGGAAGUACUUCAGAUCAAUAAAUUAACAAACGAGAUAAUAGAGAAUAAAGACUAUGUUUGCUCUUUAACAUCUUCUUUAAAUAGUGCUGAAAACAAAUACUCACAACUAUUAGAUGAGUAUAAAAAUUAUAAAAUUGAUAAGGAGAAUGCAUUAUUCGUAUUAACAAACAAGUUGAAUGCUUCUGAAGAAGUAGUUAAACAGUUACUUCCAAGUAAUUCUAUUUAAAUAUACAUAAAAACUGCUUGAAUUAAAUUCUACCUAAGUUAAAAGCUAGUAAAUACGGGGCAGUUUGUCUCAGUGAUUUCUGUCAUUUAUAACUGCUCAAAAGAAAUACCCCCACAUACUUAAAUAAAAGAGUUAAUUUGCAUUUAAUUUUUAAAGCUAUUUUAAUUUCAAUUUUUAAAGAAAAUAUUUUUCUUUGCUAUUUUAUUUUAAAAUUAGAUUUAUUCAUGAAUAAUUAUACUCUGAUAUUAUUAUUUUAUAUUAUGUUUUAGUACAUGGAGACACAUCAAAUUAUCUUAUUCAUAAAGGUACAACAUUUACUGAUAUUUAUGCUAUUUAUAAAGAGACAUGUUUAAAUUUACAAUCUGUAACUGAAGAACUUGAAAAGAGCAAGGAUGAUUUUAGAAUUCUGGAACAAGUAAAAUCUUAAUUAUUUUAUUUAAUAUUCUAAUUUGAUUCAAUGGAUUUAUUGAUAUUAAAUUUGCUAAUUUUACAUUAUGUAUGUAUUUAAAAAAUAUUGAUAUAAAUAUCAAAAUAGUUUAUGCAACUUAACAUUGUUGUUUUAUUUUAAAAUAAGCACACAUAAUAGGCUUUUAUUAUUAUGAUAAUUACAUAUUACAUAAUUUCAGAUAGUUUACAUAGACAUUUGAGAAAUAAAUAUAAUAAAAAUAAAUAAGUUUAUGAUUAGUUAAUAGCUAAUAGGAGAAUUGAGUAGCUAAAUUUUAAGUUUUGAUAAAAAUGGUAUUAAGUUCACAAGAACUAUGAUUACAAAUGCUAUUCAAAAUUUUACAUUUGCAUGAUUAAUUCAGAUGUACUUUAUGGAGUUUUUCAAUACCUCCAUCAUAUUUGGUUCUAAAGCAUGUGUCUACAAUGUAGAGCUAUUUGUACUCACCAUAAUACGGUGACUAAUAUACUCUAUUUGAAUAGGUUAUAACCAUUUGCUCCGCUCAUUCCGAACUCUAUUAAGGGUAGUGUCCUAAAUCCUCUUGGUAGCUCAAAGCUGGUGACUUUUAUUUAUGGAUUUUUUAUCAGAAAAUAGUUCCGUACCCUGAUGAUUUCAGUCAUUUUUCCAGGUAUCACUGGCAUAACAAAAUGUUUAGUAAACCAUUUUAGCCUGUGCCACUAGAUGCAUAUAUGAACUUCCUAGCAGUUUUGUGUACAUUAGGCAGAAUAGGCGCAAAUACUGAUCCUCGGAAGAGGUUAAUUUUUAAAUACUUUUAUUAAAUUUCUUUUAUUGAACAUUACAUUAAAUUUCUUUGAAAUAAAUUUACAUUUUACACUUAAUUAUUUUGGAACGUUUGAAUAAUAAACCUUUUAUCCAAAUAGUAUCAUAAGCUGUGGUAAUACUGAUCCUGAUUUUUCCUUGCUUUGAAAACCAUUUUUGACAUAAGUGGUCUAAUAAUUGGUCACAGUAUCUUCUAUUUUUCUUGAAUUCAGCUUGUUCAACAGACAUCUUUUCUAUUAUUGGCUCAAACUAGGCAAGUAAUAAAAGCCUUUCAAAGACUGUAGGCUAUUGGUAGUAGAGAGUUAGGUCUAUAAUAACUAUGUGGGUCACCAACUGGUGGGUUUAGUUUCAAAAGUGUAAUUCUGAAAUUGGUUUUGGUGUAAAAUGUAUUAAACAAAAUGAAAUUCUAGAAGUUCUUGAACCAUGGGACAUUUUGAAAACCCGCCAACUCUUAUUCCUUAUUAUACAAUAAAUAUAAACAUAUAAAUAUGUAUUGCAUUAUUUGUAUAGCAUGUUAUGGAUGCUACACCUAACAUUAAUAAAUUGGAAAUGGAAUUGAUGGAAUCAAAUGAAAAAGUAAAAACAUUGUGUGAAAAUAAUUCAAAAUUAGAAUUAUUACUGACGGAUAUUAAUAAAAAAUUAGAAUUCUCUACUACAAAAUGUGAUCAAUUAUUUAAAGAGAAUGCCAAAUUGAGUGACAUCGAAGUUGAUUUGAGUAGACAAGUAAUUUUUAAUAUUUUAUAUAAUGUAUGUAUAUUUAUAUUGUAUUUAAUAUUUCUUAGAUAUGUUUCUUAUUGCGAAAUAUUGAAUGUAAUAAACGAUUUGAAAAUCGGAAUAGUGGAAUAGAUGCAAGUCCCCAAUCGGUAUUUAUUUAUUCAAAUUAAUUAUACAUAUAGAUUUAUUUAAUUAAACAAUAUUUUUUUAUAGAUUAUUUCAAACAACUAUGUAACAUUUGAAAACAUUCAAGGUUUGCAAAAACAAAACAAGACAUUAUUAGAAAUUGUACGUUCUUUAUCUAAAGCAAAUGAUAAACAAGAAAUAGAAUUAAUCAGCGAUUUAAAGGUAUUUUGAUACAAUUCUAAUUUUAUUAGUGGUGUUUAAUUAAAUACAGGUGAUUCACUAAGCAUGCUCACCCCGUUUUUUUGGUUAAAUUUUGGAUAUAUUCAAAUUUUAAUUGUGGAUUAAAUUGAUAUUUUAGAAUCCUUAGAUUUUUUACAAUGUUUUAUGGACCCGUUGACGAGAUAUUUCACUUUUAAGUUUUGGUAGGAGGAAAGUAAUGGAACACUAAUAAAAUGUGUGCUAUGCCUCUACAUGGAUGAUAUUCCACUACUCUUCCCCUACCUAAAUUUUAAAGUGGAAUAUCUCGUCGUUAACGGGUUGACGAAAAUCAACAAUUUUGCCACCAAAAUGAAUUAAAAGUAAUAACCCGUCUAUUUAUAAAAUUUUUAAUAUAAGUUCUCAUUUGAAUUACCAAAGUUGGUAGCACCACAGAAUACUACUUAAAUAUUAUGAAAAAUCUAAGUAUUCUAGAAUAUUAGCUCUAUAACCUCAAAAUUCCAAAAAUCAGAAUUUGAAUGUAUGCAAAAUUUAACCUAAGAUAUGAGGUGAGCACGCUAAGAGUGAAUCACUCUGUUUACAAAUAUAUGACAAAUUUAAUAGUAGUUAAUGAUACUUCAAAAUAUAUUAAAUGCAAGUGCUUUACUUUAAUAUCAUUUAUAUUAAUUUAAAAUUAAUUUUUUAAUAAUAAUAUAUGCAAUGUAUUAACAUAUUUAAUAAAUAUUGUUUAACUCUAAUAUGUAUGUGUACAAGGGAUAUGCAGGUGUAUAGUUAGUGACUGCAUAUAAAAAGGGCCUUUAUGUUUAUCCUUUUAUAUCACCAAAGGGACUUUAUUUAUAAAAAUAUAUGCAAACAGAUCUUGGUUUUCUUAUGUACACAAAUUAACCUAAAGAAAUCAAAUUGAAUACGUUAUAUAGAUGCAUUUAGAAGCCUUGAAUAUACAAAGAGAAGACUUUAACUUUAACUUUAAUUUAAAAUAAUUUAUCAAAAGCACUAAAAAAUAAAUAAAUCUAAAUGAUAUAAAUACCAGAAAAUUGUUAAAAAUAUAUAUUUGAAUUUUUUAUUUACAUUUGCUACCAACAAGGUAAUAAAAUUGAUUCAAAUUACAAUAGGUUUGUUCACUUAAUCAUGAUAAAACUAUAUAUGCAUUUUAAAUUAUAUUUCUGUGGGAGGAAUUUGGGCUUCCUGAGCCUUUAUUAUUGUAUAUUCAGGAACCCAAUUUUUUUAAAAUUAUUUUGCAAGAGUUUUAUAUGAAGGCUGCAUGUCUAUCCUUAUAAGUUAUAGUUAGGGAAUGGAUUUUAUUGUAAAUACAUAUUUUUAUUAGAAUGAGAUUUUUAAUCUGAUAAAAAUUGUGCAAAUUUAGAUCAUUCUACUUGUAAUAAACUCAAUUUUACUUUACAUAGUUUUACAUAUUUCAGUAUAAUUACAUGUAUAUUUAACUGAUUUUAUAAUAAUUAAUUAAAUUUGAACAGUAUUUCUUAAAAAUAUCUUUAAUAAUAUUAUUAAGUAUGAGUAAUUGAUAUUAGAAUUGAUAACUAGAACUAGUUCUGUAUGUAUUGUAUACACUGUUGUGGAUAUAGGUGAUGCUGAAUGAUAAAUAUUAAAUAAAGGAGAGAGAAGUACUUGACAAUCGUUUUUUUUCGUAGUGUUUAUAAUCUUAUUUAGUCUUGUGUAUGUGUAGUUCCCCAUUUUUAAAAUUCUUUUGUGCUGGGAAACUUAGUAUAUACAAAUUGGCGUUUUUCAAUGACUCUACAUAUAUCUACAAUGGUGCCGAUAUUCUAAAAAUGUAGUCAGAUGAAUUUCAAGAGGCCCCAAUAAUUAAACACAUACACAUAAAUUAUUUGGGAACAGUUUAAUAAAACAAAUAAAAUAUGGAUGUAUUUGGUAUGGAGAUAUACUUUUCAAAUGUAUAAACUAAAGUAAAAAUAUUAUAUGAUCACUUUUUACAAUUGUUCAGAUAUUGCAAGGGUAUUUUAUUGCUUUUAACAAUAUAAAUUCCACAAAUCUCAUCUUUCUAUAAUGAUUUUUUUAUUUUAUUUUAAUUUAUAUUCAAUAUAUUUUACUAUUCUGCUUAAUAAAGUAUGUAUUUUUUUUUUUUUUUUAAAUUUGAACACUAAAUCUUAAUUCCAUAUUUUGUUAUUUAUGUUUUAGGAAAAAAUAAAAAUCUUAGAAGAAAACUUGGAAGAACAGACCAACUUAGUUGCCCAGCAAAAGGUUAGUUGAAUAUACAAAACAAAUUUUGUAUUUAUUAAUUUCUACUGAAAUUCACUUAUAAUUGCGUUUUUUUUAUAUUAUAAUUUAGAAAAGAUUUUGAAAUAUGAAUUCCUCUAUUUAAUUGCCAAAUAAAAAAAUGUAUAUACAAUUAUUAAUUAAUUUAGGUAUUUUAGUUUCUGAGUGGAGCAAUAAGCUUUUUUUUCAUCUGUUUAUCAACUUUUGUACUAGAAGACUUGCUCAGAUUUCUAUAUGUAUAUGUGUAACUCUUUUUCUGAAAGGAAAUUGACGUGGGAAGAUUCUUUAGGGAGGCCAUUUUUUAAUUUGCUCAAUAGUUUUCCCAGCAAAUGUGAAAAACCGUGAUAAAACAGGAGAAAACCGAGAAAAUCAGUACGAUAUUAAACUAAUAUUAUUAAAAAAUAUGUAUAGAGCUUAUUUAAUUAUUUUACUUUAAUAUAUAUUGUUGACAAAGCAUUACUAUCAACUGAACUUCGUUCAGAAUAUUUUAAUUUGUAUGCAUAUUUUGUUCGUAUUUUUAAUAUUUAAUUUAACUAAUAGUUUUUAACCAAAUUACUAUUAUCAAUAUACUCUAGGAGAAUAUGAGUAUUUUGGCGAUUCCAUAAUAUUAUAUUACAUACAAAUUAAUUACAAUAUAUACAAGUAACUCAAUUUAUAUAUUUGAGUCUAUUUUUCAAUGCAAUUUUUGAUUUUAUUUAUGCUGGUAUAAGCAGCCCUUAAAUAUAAAUGAAUCUUAAGUGUUAAAAUUAGAUUUUAAAUAAUUCUUAAAGUAUUUUAUGUUUAUGAGUUUAAAGUAUAGUUUUAAUAAAUCUAUUACCAUUAGAAGUUAUUUCAUUUUAAAUGUAAACUUUAAAUAUGAUCUGAUUGGUAAAAAAAAACAUUUAUAUAAUAUGAAUAUCAAAAAUACAUCUUAUAUUAAAAGUACUAAGAAAAACAGAUUACAACUUGUCAUUAGUCUUUCAAAUUACCUAUGUAAUAAUAAUCAAUUUAAAGCAUAAAUAAAAUGAACAACAUCAAAAUGAAAUAAUUAACAGCAUUUUAUUUAAAUCAUUAACAGCUUUUUAUUUGUUUAAUAUGUAUUAACUAUAUUCAUGUGAUUAUGUUAUGCAAAAUGCAAAUACUAAACACUUUAAAUUGGGCUUAAUUGUAAUAAAUAAAUAAAUUUGUUUAAAGAAGGAAAAUUAAUUAUAAAUGGUAGUGUUCCUAGCUACCGUAUUCGUUUGAAUUAACUUUUUUUUGUUUGGGAGUUCAGAGAAUAUUCUAAGUGACACAUGACUAAUAAUGAAUACUCACAUUUUAUUAUUCUUCAAUAUGGUACUUAUAUAUAGAAGAGCUUUCAGAAAUUAUAAAACUUAAAUAAAGUAAUGGGUUCAUCCAUUUUAGUACAGAGUUUGCUUAAAGGUAUAGUUUGGUUGUAUGUGUCAAAAAGUGUUAAAAUUCUUAAUUCUUUAAAAUGUGCAAAUAAAUGGCAUAACAAAUCAAUAAAUAAUAUGUAUGGCUCAAACUGUUGAUGUGUUUCAAUGCAUGAUUAAGACAUGUUGAACAGCUCAUAGUCAAAUGCUUUAGUAAAAACUGUGACAUUUUUUUAUGUAUUUUAAUAUAUUUUUAUAUACAAAGUUUAUGAAAACAUGGCUGUGAAAUGGAACUAAAAACUUUCCCUGAUUUAUUUUUAUCUUUUCCAUUUUCCACAGAGAUCAGAAAUUGUAUUUGUUUCAUGUCAAUGUUUACCUUUAGUUUUAGGUGUGCCUAUAUUAGUUUAAUAUAUAUGUUUUAUUAUAAAAAUAUUAAAGAUAUAUUCUUAGUGCUAGUUUUUGAAGGACUCUUAUCAAUUUCCAUAAAUUUAUAUGUUUAGGAACAGUUGUCUAAAUUACAAUCUUUGGAUGUAAAGUCUACAUUAUUCGAGUCUAAUGAUGCUAAACAAAAAAGUCCUGUAUGUAAAUUUAAAUUAUUUUAAAAAUUGUUCAAUAAAAAUGUAAACAUGAUUUUUAUAUUCUAUAUUUGAUUAGAUUCAAAUAUCAGUAAAUGAAGAAGAAGGUGAAGAAGAAGAAGAAAAAGAAGAAAAUAUAAAUUAUUCUAAAUGCUCUGAAGAAAACAUUAAAUUUAUCAAACAUCAACUUACUAAUGCUAAUAUUACAAUUAAUCAACUUCAACAGAAACUUGAAUCAAAUAAUGUUGCUCGUACGCAAUUGGAUAAACAUGUACAAGGAUUAAAUAAUCAAAUUAAUGAAUUAUUAAAAAAAGUAAAAACCUCUAAUAUUAAACAUUCUCAAAAUGUUGAGGAAGUAGCUACUUUACAAAGUACAAUAUCAUCAUUGGAACAUGUAAAUUAUAAUUAUUAUACUAUACAUAUGUUAUAAUUGAUAAUACAUUUAUAUUUGUACAUUUUAGAAAAAUCAUGAAGUGGUGAUUGAAUUAGAUAAAAUUAAAAAUCAAUAUAAUAAUUUAAAAAAAGAUAAUGAUAGUUUAUAUAUUACAAACAUGAAUUAUUCUCGUGAAUUAAGACAAAAAACUGAAUUACAAAAAGAAUUUGAGAAAACAUUGGCUUCUCAGUUAGAUUCACUAAUUAUAAAUUGGAAUUUAACAUUAGCAUAUAUUGCCGAGACAGAUUAUGAUAAAGUUAAAUUCAAAGAAGAAUAUAAAAAGCUCACAAAAACACUGAAGGUAAUAUAGUUAGUUAAAAGUUUUAAAUUUAUACAGGGUGAUUUUUUUAUUAUGAACCAGCUCUGUUGAUUUUAUUUGUUUUUCUAAUCAUUAUGAAUCAUUUAAUUUUCACCCCUACUCUAUACACCUUGAAUAAGUUCAUACUUUUGAUUUUAAAAAAGGACCCUCCCUUUUUUAAACACAGAUUUCAAUUGAGAAUAUUUUUCUAGAAAUUUUAAUAUCCAUAACACUAAUAUCAGAUUUACCAUUUAAGAGUUAUAAAAGUUUAAAUUUUAGACCAGAGGAGUAGGGAUGGGUAAUAAAUUGCCAAAGCUUAAACUAUACCAUAAUGAUUAGAAAAAAUAAAAAUCAAAUUCAUCUAAAAUCCUCUGAGUUAAUUGCUGGUUUAUAAUAAAAAAAUAACUUUGUAUUGUCAUUAAAUUUUAUACUUUUUUUGUAUAAUUUAAAAAUUUUAAGGAUACGCGAGAUAACUUGCUUUUAAAAUUAGAAGCAAUAGAAGAUUUAAGUACUUAUAAGGAAAUAUCUCGAUCUAGAACAAAUUCACUGAGUUUAUGUUCUGAUGAAAGAUCAAACUUCCAAAGUGUGGUCAGUAAACUUGAGCAUGAAGUUAAAAAUCUGAAAUCAAAACUUAAUGAAAGUGGUAAUAAUUUUUAAUUUAUAUUAUGUAAUACUUAUUCUAUUUAAUGUAUCUUGCUUUUUAUUCAAUAAAAAUGAUAUAAAUAUUAUAAAUAUUUUUGUUUAAAAUAAAAUAUUUUUUUUAAUCUUAAAGAUCAAUUGAAAUAUCAGUUAAAAUCAGAAUUAAAUGUCACAAAACAACUUUACAAAUCUUUAGAGGAGAAUUUGAAAAAAAUGAGUGAAUAUUCUUCACAAUUGGAAAAUGAACGAGAAAUCAAAAAAAAUGAAUAUUCAGAAAAAGAUCAGAAAUUGAUAAAUGUGUAAGUUUUUAUUUAUAUUAUAUAAUGUAUAUACAUAGUAAUAAUCUAAGCUGAACUAAUCUAACCAUAUUCAACGUGCUAAACACUGUUCCCAUUGUCAUUGAUAAAAUACCAUCAUAGAAAUAUAUUAAGUGUUCUGUAUGAAAUUAAUUAUUUUGUUUUAUAGCAUGCAAGAAUUAAGUGAAUUUAACUCAUCUCAAAAAGAUAUUAUUAAUAAAUUACAAAAUCAAUUACUAGAAUAUGAGCAGAAUAAUUGUAAAAUUUUAAAAGAAUUAGAGAUUUCAACAGAGCACAAUAAUGAAUUAUUGAAAAAAAAUACAGAACAAAAUAAUAACAUAUCAAAACUAGAAGAAGAACUUAAAAAAUUAAUUAAUGAUAGAGACAAAACUGAAAAAGGAUUUAAUCAUAAAUUAACACAUUAUAAAAACAAAUUAGAAGUAAGAAACAGUAUAAUAAAAUGCAAUAAAAACUGUAUAGUCUAUUUAUUUAUUUAUUAUGUUAUUUAUUUUAAGAGAUUAGAAGCAUUAGAAUUAUUUAACAUAACCCAGUCUGCAGAAAUAGAUCAUUUGAAAAACCAAAAAGCUGCUAUGGAAAAAUCUAUUGAAGAAAUAAAAGAAAUACAUAAAACACAAUUAAAUAAGUUAAAUGAUGAAAUAAAUUGUUUAAAUGAGACAGUUAAACGUUGGCAAUUUGAAAACGAACUAUUGUCAGAACAGUAUAAGUCAAUAACUGAGUUAUCUAAUAUAGAACGUUUGGUAAUAAAAUAACAAAUACUUUUGUAAAGCAAUUUAAUACUAUUUUUAAUAAUUUACAGAAUAAUAGUAAAACAUCAAACAAAGAUGAUAGUCUAACCAAUAAUUUUGUUCAAACAAAUGGUUUUGAUAAACAAUUCACUAAAAUGGCCAAUUUGAUAAAUAUUUUAAAAGAAGAGAAAAAUACCGUUAUUUUAGAUUUGAACGAAGCAAUUACUGAAUGCAAUAAGUAAUAAUUAUAUUUGAUUGAUAAUUAUAACCUUUAAUAUAUACAUAUUUUUUCAGAUUGAAAUCUGAUUUACAAUAUAAAUCAAAGGUUGUUGAUGAUAUGGAAACUCAAAUGAAAGAACUGAGACAAUUACAUUCAUCUGGAUCAAUUAUGGAUAAUGACCAUUCAAAAAUUUUAGAAAAGGUAUGUAAAUACUGAAUAACACAGGCAAUACAGUAGAGCAUCAUUUUUGUGGCGGCAUAACAAUGCAUUACUAUUCUCCCCUGAUCCAAAUUUUAAAGUGGAAUAUCUUGUCAACAAAUUAACGGAAAAUUUUAACACCAAAUUUAUCUUAAUUCAUACUCCCGACUACUUAUAGGUCGCCAUUCAAAAAAGGUUUUACCCCUAAAAAAAAAAAAAUGGUGACAAAAAAUAAAACAAAUUUAAAAUUGUAGAACUGCCUUGUUUCCUAAAUGUUCAAUAAAUCAAUUUCUAAAAAAAGUUAAUAUUUUCUGAGAUAAUGAGUGACUAACUAUAGAUUGAUCACUCUGUAUAUGGAUAUAUUUUUAAAAUAAGACCAAAAUACUCAUCAGCUAGAUCAGUAUUUUAAAAGCUGUUUGUGUCAAUAUUUAAUUUUAAUAUGUAUGAAGGUUAAAUGGUUAACUCUUCAAAAUUAAUUUUGAAUUUGUUUUUAUAUAAAUAUAAUUUCAGAUAGAAGUGUGCAAUCAAAUAGUAAAAAAAAAUAAGAUAUUAGAAGAAGAAAAAACAUUGUUAUCUGAUCAACUAAAAGCAUUAAAAGAAUUAGAUGAGAAAAAAACUGCAGAGAUAACUGCUGUUAAGGAUGAUAUGUCAGGCAUGCAAAGUUUAAUUGAUCAGAAAUCAGCAGAAGUAUGAUUUUAUAUAUUUAUCUUAUUAGUUAGGUAUUAUUAUUUAUUAAGGGUUAACCAAUUGGCUACUGAAUUUGCAUUUGUCUCAGUUAAAGUCAUAUUCAAUUUUAGUAGGAUAAGAACAAAUUGAUAUUUCAGUUAGCUGGGUCUAGAAUUUCAAAGUGCAGUGUUUAGAUUAAUAAUUAUUAAUUUGAUAUAAAUUAUUAAUAUAUAUUUACAUAAAGUAUAUCAAAAGAAUAAAAUAAAAAAAUUGAUCUUUGGGUCAAAUAUCAAAGUAAACAAAAUGUUUAUUAUUUGUUUUUAAUAUAAAUAAUUAAAAAACUAUUAGCUAAGUUUUUUAAUCUAGUAUAUAUUUGGUUGCAAAGAAGAAGAGCUUAAGUUUAUUAGUUGCAUUUUUUUUAUAAUUUCCGUUAUUUUUUGGCAAUUUUUUUUAUAGAAAUGACUUGGGCUGUUUUUCUUUAGAAACCAAACAUGGUUUUAACAAACAAUACAAAUAAUUAUAGUACAUUACACUAGUUUAUAACAAUUAAAAAUGAUGAUACUUUAUUUUUAAAUUAUUACUUAGAUUGUAUCUUUACAAAAGAACAUAGCCAGGUGGAAAGAACGAUCAAAUGUUUCACAUUCUGAUGCAGAGUACAAACAACUUUUAAAUACAUUAGAAAGAGAAAAAGGGAAAAUGACGACUGCUCUUGACCAAUUAAAAUCUAUGAAGUCUGACAAGUCAUGUCUUGAAGAGUUGGUAAGAUAUUAAAAAAUAUUUUUAUAAGAUUUGUAUUUAUUUAAUGUACUAUUUAUAGAGUUUUAUUUGUUUUAUUAGUAUAGUAUUUAUAUUUUAUUUUUAUUUUUUCUGACAAUUGUCAAGUUUUUACCAUAAGUCUUGCUCCAAUCAUCAAUAUCAAGAAUGGUUUCUGGUUGCAUAUUUUGUUUAGUUGUGUACUUGUUGAUUUUCGUUGUAAUGUUCUUAGUAAUGCGAACAAAAUCUAGAAUAUUUAUGGAAUAAUGAUUUAUCUUAAUUUCAAUUUUGUUUUUUUUUUUAAUAUAAUUUAAUAAUUAUAAAUCAAUACCAAAAUACUCUUUCACUGAAUACAUAGUUUUACAUUUUCUAAAUAUGAUACGAUUUUUUUAAAUACUUUUGGAGUUAUUUGUGUUUUUGAAUAUUAUGUGAACACAUAUUUUAUUCAUUUAUUUUACAACGAUUGUAACUCAAAUUUAAGAUGAAAUUUAUUUAAAACAUUAACAAUUUUAACCUGUAUUGUUAAAAUGUAUCCAAUUUUUAAUUUAAAUCAAAGCAUGGUAUGUUUUAAUAUCAUUUACUGCUCGGAUUUGUGUUUCCAUACCAAUAUAACUAAAUUACCCUAUACAUUCUUCUUUCUCAAUUGUUCACUUACAACAGUGACCUACUUAUUAAUAUUAUCCUGUACUAGGAACACAACAACGUUCAAAAUACGUUAAAUGGACUGAUAUUUUUUUAUUAUUAAUAUUAUUAAUUCUUUUUUUUGUAAAUAUUUAGUUAAAGAAAUUAGAAACUACUCAUUCAGAAGAAAUAAAUGUUGCAAAACAAGAAAUAAUUAAAUUAAAGGCUAGAGUUGCCUCCAAUAAUAAGACAAUGGAAUCGUUCAAAAAUUCAAUGAGAACUUAUAGACAGAAAAUGGCAGAUGUUGCAUUAGAAAUAAAUAAAGUAAUUAUUUUAAAGUAGUGGUAGAAACUCCCUCUAAAUACUGUAUUAUAAUAUGCUUUUUUUGUAUUGUGAUAAAUUAAUUACAAAUUUUCACUGUAGCAUAUGAUUUUGUCCCAUAUCUCAAAUUGAGGUCUGAAUUCACUACUGAUUUAAAGUUUUAUACAUACUAAUAAUAAUUAUUUAUCAUAGCAUUUUUUUUUUUUUAGAUCAAAAUAUUGGCAAGACGCUAUAAACAUCAAAGUGAAGAGUUAACUAAUACACUUAAUACAGAAAGAAGUUUAUGGCAGACUAAAUUUGAUGAAUUACAACAAGGGGGUAGUAAAAUAGUUAUUGAUCUUGACGAACGUAAAAAACUAAUAGAACAUGGAAAACAAGAGCAAAAGGUUGAGAGUGAAUCUCAUGUAAAUGAAGUCAAGGCUAAAGUUAGUGUUUUUUAUUUAAUAAUAUAAAGCAAAUUAUUUUUUUGAGGGGGUUUGUUAUGGCCUCAUACACCAAACAUUCAAAUUUGGAUUUGGACAAAAAUCCAUUCUCUUUUUAUACAAUUUUCCCAGUGGCCUUUUCCCUUUUAAGUUCUACCUUUAUCAUACUUGUUUUCUCCAUACAUAACCUGUCCAUUCCAGUUUUUUAUCCUAAUUUGGCUUGCUAUGUCCGGUCUACUAAAGAUUUUUGUUUUCUUCACCACUCAGCUAUUUGUGGGUAGAUUUAAGUUUGCCAUAUUAUCAUAUCUUAACCUAAAUAAGUGACCUAACAUUUAAAAUUCCUCUAAAUUAUUUCAUAUUAUCUCACUUUGCAUAUCCUUUGUUUGGUUGUCCAUUGUUUCUAAUUAUUUAAAUUGUGUAACUUUUAGAUUUUGUGAGUAGCAAGAAAUGUAUUGGUUUUACUUAUUUAUGUACAUUUUCUGUCUGUGAAUAAGUUUUCUACCAGAAAUUUUACCCCCAAUCAUUAAAUUACAGGAGACCUUUUUCUAUUGAUUUUUGGAUUUAGUUGGUGCAGCAGGUAAAAUUUGUUUGAUUUCAUUUUUGGGGAGGAAAUAAGGUUAUGACAAUAAUAGUUUCAUUAUAUUUGAGUUUUUUAUGUUGUAAUUUGGUUAAACAUAAUCACGAUUGUUUGAACAUGUCAUGAGAAGAGAGGAACCAGAAGCAGUAAAAAUUGUAAUGAAAAUAAACGUAGGAUGAAAAGAGGGGGAGAGAAAGGCUAAAAAAGAGAUGGUUGAGUACUAUUGAGAAUGAUAAUGAGGAUGGCAGUAUAUGUGAGGUGAGAGAUCGGGUCAAGUUAGGAAAAGAGUUGCUGAUCCCAAAUAGUUGGGAUGAAUAAGAUGAUAUAAAAUUAUAAAACAUCAAAGUUAAAACCACACAUUUAAUUUUUAAAAAUUGAGUUGAAAGGGACCCAUUAUGUAUCUAAUAUGUCAGAGCCUAAUUGAUUCUUAAUACUUCAAUUCAUAAGAUCCCUUUUAAGGUUUUUUUAGUUUACCAUCUUCUCAUUUUCAAACUACCAAGUAUUUUGUUUUGUCUUUAUUAUUAUUGAAACUUACUUUUAGAUUCUAAGUGUAGCAAAGAAUGUAUUAGUUUAUUUAUUUAUAUUUUUAUACUGUGUACACAAAUUCUACCAGAAGAUUCUGAACAUUUUGUCCCAAAGUAUAGCACCUUUGUUGAAAGUUAAUUUUCCCUUUAGUGGUACUUUAGGUAGGUCAUUUUUUUGACUUUCUCAGAAGGUUUCCCAAUAAAUGGGAAAAAUCUCUGAAAUGUAAGUAUAAGUAAAAAAAUAUUAUUAAUUCAAAUUAGAAAUCAUAUUUGAUGUAUGUUGUGUUUGGUCAAAUUAUUGUAUUUUUUAAAUUGUUAAUGAAAAUAAAAAAAUUUAAAUUUUCUUAAUAGUUGGUUGAAGCUGAAGCUGGUUUGAGUGCUGCAAAAUCUGAAUUAGAAGUGAUAAAAGCUAAACGAGAAGAUAAAGAUACGCGUACUAAACAGAUUUUGCAACAAGCUAGAACUAAAAUUCAAAAUCUUUCAAAAGAAAUUGAAUCUAUUAAAAAGCAACGUGAUGGUUUAUUGAGUCAGAUAGAUGAAGCAGAGAAUAGUAAGAGCAUAAUUUAUUUCUUUAAUUUGCUUAAUUCCCAUUUAUUAGUACAAGUUCUAAAAAAAAUGAGUUUGACAACUUAUUUACCAUGUGUAUUUUAAUUCUUAUUACAAUAAUGAUAAAUUAAACCAAUAUUUUCAUUGCUAAAAGGUUUCACAAUUACCCUUGAUUAACCUCAUUGUAAUUGGCUUACCAAAAUGUUAUGUACAUAGCUUUUAAGAUAUUUUAAACAACUACAACAAAUUAAUAAGGAAUUACUAACAUUAUUAUUAUCAGUCAAUUAAUAUAGCUAUAUAUUUGUAAGGAUGAUUCCUGUAGUGAGGGUUUUGGUAAAAACAGUAUCUAUUUUUAUAAUUCAUUUAAAAUCUCAAAAAAUGCUAUUAUAAACAAUCGGCACAAUCUUAUCAAAUCGUGAAAAAUCAAACAUUAUACUUACAUAUUAUAUACUUGUUCAUAAUAUUUUAAAAUUAGAAUAUAAAAUACAAGUAUUAUGACGUGUUCAAAGCAUUUGUAAAUUAAAAAUGAAAAAAUGUCACAUAAAAAGCAAAGUAAAUGUUUUUUUUUACAAUUGGAUUUGUUAUAUGGUGGUUUGAACUCUUUGUUAAGAAAGCUAUGUUUUACAAUCAGCUAAAAAAUUACUUUCUUACAAAUUUAUAGCUCUAAUAAUUGUAGGGCUUGUAAUAAUAAAUUAAUUUUAACAAACAUUACAUUUUAUUUUUUUAUUAUAAUAUUCUAUUUGUAUACUAUUUGUUUUCUUAUGACCUAAUUUAAAACCUAAGAUAUUGGUUUGUUAUAAUUCAUGAGUAUUAAAAUUAAAAAUGUUUGAAUAAAUUUGUUUUAAUUACUUUUAGUUUACCAUUGAAAAAUAUGUUGGGCGUAACAACCGUAAUAAAUCCAUAGGGUCCAUAACUUUGAACUGCUUUUAUCUAAAGAUAAAAAAAAUUAACUAAAUUUACACAGUAUUAUUUAUCGUUAAGUAAAUAAUUAAAUAUGUUUGUUGUUAUAAUUUUAGCAUUGAUUGAUUAUAAGAAUAAAACAUUUAAUUAGCCCCAACAAUUUCAAAAAGUGGAUUUAUCUUUUUGUUGUUUCAAGCCCUUUAAUUACUUUAUAUAUGUGCUGUGCGGUUAUUUAUACGUUCAGCUAUUACAAAUUUCAGUUAAUCUAACUAGGUUGGAUUCUACAUGGUUCAGUCAAUCGAAAUUAUACUCUAUUCAUUUAUAUGUACUAAUUUUGUUUUUUAUAGAUAAAUUCGGUCUAUUAGAAGAAAAAAAAGCUACACUAGGAUAGCUUAAUUGAAUUUAAUGCUUUUGUUUUAAAAAUAGUCUAUUUAUAAAACACUUAGUAAACUACUAUUGUAAUAAAUAAUACUUUAGCUUAAAUUCCCUUGUUUGAUUUAAAUAUAGUUUAUGCAUUUUUGUAUUACUUAUUGAUAUUCAAACUACCGACAAAACUUAAAAUUGGUAUAAUGUUUUAUAUAAAUUUGAAACAUUGAGUUAUACAUUUUUAUUUUUAAACAUACCUAAUUUAAUUUACUUAAUUAUUAUUUAAUCAUAUUUAGGAAUACAAGAAUGUCAAGUUCAAAUUGCUCAUCUAGACCAAGAGAAUCAUAAGCUAGUAACAGAAAAGGAAAAGAUUGUAUUAGAAAAAACUCUCCUAUCUGAUGAUAUUAAAACAUUAAAUCAUAGAGUUUCAAUGCUUACAGCUUUAAUGAGACAGUUUUCUAAUCCACAGGUGCUUUAAAAAUGUCUUAAAAUAAUAGUUAAAAUAUAAAUAAGUUCAUGUUUUUUCUGGUAUAGGUGAAACCGUCUACAAGUACUGGCCCUGAAAAACUUGCUGUAGAUCCUCCUACAGCUAACAUUAAACCUUUAGGACCGGCAGUUAAUAAAUCACAACCAGUAUGCAAUAUUAUUAUAUUAUUUUCAAUUUUCUAUAAAUUAAAUUUAAAAAUACUGUGUUUGUGAAAUUUAUUUAUAGGUUCAUCAUUCUGUCACUGUUAACCCAUGGAGAUCUGCAGCUGCAGAAACACCAUUAGCUAGCAUUAAGCCAAUGACAAUGCAAACCAGAAGUGUGGUAGUAUUACCCACUAGUCAAACAUCAUCCACUUCCAGUCAAAGGUACAACUAAACAUACCAAUUAUUAUUUUUAGGGAUGCAAUAUUAUUUGCAUUAAAUACAUUUUAAAUUAAAAUGAGAACAAAAUAUAAAUAUAAUAUUUUAAUAAUUUAGUUUGAUGAGUGGAACAAGUAGCAGUACAACUAUUACUGUUCAUCCACAACAACCACAGUCUGUUGAUAUAAGUAGUAGUGGAGGUAAUGCUUUAGACUCAUCGGAAGCCAAUAGUACAGCACAAAGUCGUCAUUUGACUAGCAGUACUUUAGUUCAACAUGUUGAGGUAAAUUAUUUUCAACAUACAGUAGAACCUUGGUUAUCCAGAUUAAUUGAGACUGCACCUAGUUUGGAUACAAAUUGUAUUCAUUGUAUUAAUUGUAUUCAAACAUUAUAAUAAAGUCGGUAAACUGUCUGCGCAUAUACGAGCACUUCAAUGUGUUUUGACAUUUGGUAGGCUUAGAUAAAAAUAUCAAGUUUUGAUCAUCUACUAACGAUUCAUAUACAAACAUGCAUUUAUGUUUAUAUAUGUUUGUAUGUAUGUACUAAUAAUAAAUUGCAACGAUUAUAAAAUUGGUUGCUGGCCGAGGGUGUACAAGUGCUUCAAUGAGUUUUAACAUUCAGAUACGCUAAUUGUAGUUCGGAUAAUUAAGGCUCUACUGCAUAUAUAUAUUUUUAAAAAAAAAAAAAAAAAAACUACAUUUUAUUCAUAAAAUACUAUUUUUGUGUAAAAUUGAAUACCUUUAAAGAGCUGUGUCACAAAAUGUGUUUUUUCCCUCUCACAUUUAGUAUAGCAACAAAGACAUUCCAUUCUUCUAUGAUUGUGACUCUUUGGUUGAAUUCAGGGCAAUGUGAUGUAUUUUACAUUUUAUGAAGACUUUACUAUGAUUUUUUUUAAUACUUUCAUUUUUUAUCAAGAUACACGUGUUUUAAUUAAAUUAAAUUAACUUUAAUUUUAACCAUUAAUAACUCAUUAAAAAAAUAAUGUGUUGAAGUCAUUAAAUACUCUGCUUUAUAAAAUGUAUAAUAGAUAAAUUUGCCCUUAACUGUACCAGUGAGUCAUAAUUGUCAAAAUAUAGGGAAUGCCUUUAUUACUAUAUUACUUGCGAGACAGACAGAGAAAAAAACAAAUGUUGUGAUCUGGCAACUUAAUUAAAGAGUUAGUAAAAUAAUUAAAAACAAUGUUUAAUUUGAAAUAUUUAAGGGUUCUGAAUCUACUGCAACAGUUUCUGAUUCUAAUGAAACUACUACUGCUACUCCUCCAUCUAUUUUACCCCUACAACAGGUGAUAGGUAGUGCAGCAACUCCAAGUGUUACUGCUCCACAAACAAAUCCAGCUAUUAGCAUUGCUUUAGUUGUACCACAAGGAAGAGAACAAGUACAAACAACUGUGUCUCAACCAACCACAGUAUCUGUAUCAACAGUUUCUCCUUCACAAAGUCAAAUAGAUAGGUGAAAGAUAAUAUUUCACAAAUUUUUGUUGAAUAUAAAUUUUUAAUAGAUAAAAUGCAUUUUAGAUACAGUGUACAAAAUGAAAAUGGUCAGGCAAUGGAAAGUAGUAGUGGUAGUAGUAAUAUUGCAAGUUCUACAGCUCCUGGUCCUUCAACAGAAUCGGAACCAUCCAUUGUAACUGCCUGUACAAGUGGACCUAGCUGUUCCUCUCUAGAUACUACAACACACUCAUCAAACAAUAAUCAGAGAAAAAGAAAAGCUGAUCUUCUUGUGACUUCAUAUGUAAAUAAGCCUUAUUAUUAUAUAAAAUUGUAAUAUUCAGCUUUUUUUCAUAGUGUUAAGAACAUAUUUAUUUAUUUAAUACUUCAAGAAAAUUAUGUUAUGUUAAAAAAAAAAAAUAUUUUAAUUUAAUUUUUAGAUGAAAAGAACUAAAUCGUUUAUGCCUAGAGAAGAAAACCGUAGAGAAAUAGAAUAUGAAGCGCCAACAUCUUCUCAAAGAGAUUCAGAAGUUAGCAAUUCUUAUACUGGUCCAGAAAGUAACCCACAAGAUAAUAAAGUAUGUAUUGUUAUUUUUAAUUAUUGUAUUUUUACUGUUUAAAUGAUUUAAACUGAAUCCAUUCCAAUAAUUAAGUUCACUCUCUACAUUCAAAAAAAAAUGAAAUAUUAACUAGAUUUUUAUCAUGAUGGUGAACCAAAAUAAUCUAUUUUCAUUUUAUUGAGUGAUAAUAAUAAUUAAUAUAAUUCACAGAUCAUGAUAGUCUUUAUUUUUAAGUAUAAAAAUAAUUUAUGUUUUGUGUUAUAAAUAAAUAAAGCAUAAUCUAAUUUAAUUGCUUCCAAAUUAGAAUUUUUAAUAAUAUAAAUUUAAAAAUAAUCAAUCCUCAACCUAUGUUGAAAGUGUUUCAACUACAACAAGAUUUACGUUAUUAAUUAUUAUAUUCAAAUUCAAAAGAUUAUAAUUAAUAAAUAAUGUUUUCUGAUUUCAAAAACUUAAAAAUAAUUAAUGAUUUUUUUUUAUAUAAGAUUCCAUAGUUUUUGUUUUUAAGAUGAUAAUUCCCACCCAUUUCUAAUUAAAUUUUUUCAUAAAGAAAUUAUUGUAAACUUAAAUUUUUACAAUUUUUUUUUUCUCAAUAUAAAAUGUUAUACUAUCAUGUUGUACUAUUAGAGUAAUUUUACUAUUUUAUUAGUGAUUUUCUAAAAGUAAAAUUAAAUAUUUAUAGGAAGUUGAAGCAAGUACAGAUAUGGAAGUAACAAGUGAAGCAACCCAUGAAAAUAAUGAAGUAGACCUCACAACCCAAGAAUGUACCGCAGAUACUAAUAAUAUGAAUGAAAACAAUGAUAUCCAAAAUGAAGAGACAGAACAAAGUUUGUUUUCACUAUCUAACUGUAAAGAUAGUAGGUAUAUAAUUAUUAUUUUUGUUACGUAUUUUAUAGCAACGGGAGAAAAUACACCAGAACAUUCUUCAUCAAAUGCUGAAGCUACCGCUAUGGCUAGCAUUGAAGAAGAUGCGCCUGAACUUAUUCGUUUUCAAGAAUUUCAAAAUACACCUGUUUCUUCAGCGGUAAUAUAUACUUUAUAAUUUAUGAGAUAGUUUAAAUUUUGGUGAUCAAUUAUAAUUGUUUUUUUAUGUAUAUAAAUAUAUAUAGAGUUACGAAGAGACAAAGAGUAGUACUGAUAAUGUAUCAUCAGAUGCAGAAUCUAGACAAAAUGAAAGUGAUUCUAUGCCCGUUGAACCUCAAGCAGGUAAAUAUAUUUACUUAAUCAAUUUGUGUAUCAUUAGUUGUAUAUUUAAUAAAUAUAUGAAUGCGAAAAGAUAAUCUCAUUGAUCAUUAUAUUUUAAUACAAAAACUUAAGAAAAUAGGUUUUGCCAUCCCCUUAUUCCCAUGGCUAAAUUCAUUCUUAAUCCAAAGAUUGUAAUUAAUAAAAUAUAAAAAUUUUAUUUCCGAUCCAAUUUCAGUUGCACCCGGUGUCUCACAAGGAGACCACCUCUCACCGUUAUUAUUCAAUUUAUUCAGUAACAAUAUUAUAUUUUCAAUUAAACAUUCUAAUAUUCUUCUAUUAACUUAUGCUAAAAUUUUCAAGUAUAUUAGAAAUAUAUCAAAUGCUGAACUACUUUAAUAAGAUUUAACCAACUUUCAAAAUUGGUGCAUCUCAAAUGAUAUGUCCCUUAAUAUUAAUAAUUGUCAAUGCAUCACUUUUUAAAAAAAAAUUUUUUUUCCAAUGACUACAAGUUCUUUAACCAAAAUUUAUUUUAAAAUAAUAUGCUUCGUUUAUCUGUUUUAAAUGCAAUUUAUAUAGACCCCCUCACUUUGGAUGAUUCCAUUCUUAAUUUUUUAAAUUUAAUACUAUUAAAAGAUUUUAAAAAAAAAAAAUUAUAAAACUUUUUAUUCAAACUACUAAAUAAAAAAAUAUACGAAUACCUUUCUUCUAAAAAAUAUUGCUUUAAAAGUAAAAAUAAACAUAAAAUGCAUAAUAAAAAAUGAUUUUGUAUAAAACAUUAUCUCAAAUCUAUAUGUUGAGUACAUCUGUAAAUAUCUUGCUAUCUAUUGGGAAUUCUGUAAAUUUAAAUUUUUUUUACACUAUUAAUCAAACUUAAUAACACUUUUUAUUGUAUACUUAUUUUUAUUUGUAUUUUACCUUUUAUAUUUUUAUUGUUUUAAUAUAUUUUAGUAUCUAUGAUACUUAAUGUACCUAUUCUAUAUUGUCUUUAUAAUCUACACUAUUAUAUAAUUGUAUAUGUUUCAAUGUAAAUUGUACUGAUGUCUGUUCAAUAAAUAAAUAAAAUAAAUAGUCAGUGAAAUAUUUUAUGUUAGGAACCUCAAGUGAUACCAUGGACACAGUGGGUGUUUCUCAAUCAACAGAAAAUGCUGAAACUGACACCCUUGACUUAGGUAAAUAAUAAUAUUUUUUUAAAUUAUUUUAUUUAGUAUUGAAUUAAAAAUAUAUAUAUAUAUAUUUAAUUUUGUAACUGAAUAGACUAUUUUUGAUUGUUUAAACAAUUAAAAUAUAUACAAUGAAAUAAGAUAGUAUUAAAACAUAUUAUCAUUCAUAUUGUUAUGCACUUUUUUAAUUGUAAAAUAAUGUUUUAGAACAAGAAACUGUUGAAAUUUUAUCUUCAGAAAAUGAAGAUGAAGUCAUUGAAGUGAAAUCGACUCAUGGUAAUAAAAUUGUAGUGUAUACAGUAAUAAAAUUGAUUUAAUUUUUGUUUUUUUUUUUUUAGAUAUAGAAGAAUCUGAAAAUAAUGACAGCACUGAAAGUCCAGAAAUAAUUUCAGUUAGUUCUUCACCUGGUAAGGAUAAUGAAGCUAUCCGUGAGGAGUCUCCUGUAGCAGGCCCUAGUGGUGUGCCCAGUGAUUCAUCAGCAAACGAACGCAAGCCUAUUACUUGGGAUGAAUCACCAUAAACAUUUUUAAAAAUUAAUUAUCUUAGUAUAUUCUUAUAAAUAUUAUUUUAUUUUCUAAUACUUUUUCAAUAAAUUUUUUUGUUAUAAUUACACUUCAUAUUAAUGGCAAUAUAAACCAUUAAACAUAUUUUUUAAACAUUUAGAGUUAAAUAAAACUUUAAUUACGCUGUUUUAUCUAAUCUACUUAAAAUAUUAUAGUACAUUAAACACAAUUACAUAGUUAUUAUUGUUUUAAAUUAUUUAAUAUCAGUAAUUAAACAAAUAUAUAUUUGAAUUCAUGUGCUCGGAAUUCUGUUAGAUACAUUGUAAAAUUAAUUUUUGUAAAUUUUGUCUAUGAUAAGUCAACCCAUCCACGUAUCUCAAAGGGGUUGAAGUUAAUAAAAAGGAGAGUUUUUGAAUUUUGAAGAUAUAAAAAAGUAUCUAAAACUUUAUUAUGGUAAAAAAAUUAUCCUAUAAAAUAACUUUUACAUUUCUGUAAAACUUACUGUUAUAUGUGAAAAUCAAUUUAAAAGUUGAUAGAUUUGAAAUUUUACAUAAUCUUGAAUUUUCUAUUACAAAUUUAUUGACUUUUCAUGUAUAAAUAUAAGAUUCACUGAAAUGUUAAAAAGAUCUAUUUCAUAAAAAAUCUUUUUAUUAUAAUAAACUGUGAUAAAUAUUUUGUAUGUUAAAAAUUAAAAAAAUAUCCCCUUUUUACAAACUAGCCCCUUUGAGGCACUUGAAGAAGUUGACUUAUCAUCUCUAAAAUUAACAAAAUGUAUCGAAGUUAAAAAAUAAGGAUUGCCCUAAUAUAUACAGACUAUCCAUAAAAAUUACUCCUUAAAUAUCUCUGGAGAUAAUAAAGAUAAUUGAAAUCUAUUUUUUUUUUUAUAUUAUUCAUAGGGAUAAGGACUAC
Cinara cedri is the source of this 26353-nucleotide messenger RNA. NCBI's taxonomy places the organism in Eukaryota, Metazoa, Arthropoda, Insecta, Hemiptera, Aphididae. The record is from the annotation of a GenBank genome assembly.